Messenger RNA from Protopolystoma xenopodis, 318 nucleotides. Lineage: Eukaryota; Metazoa; Platyhelminthes; Monogenea; Polystomatidea; Polystomatidae. The record is from the annotation of a GenBank genome assembly.
AUGGCUUUGUCACCCAACCUGUACUGCCGUUUACACAUCGCCUGGGUUUCAUCAACACCCUCGGAGGGAUUGGACCUCGGGUUGUUCGUGUCAAGCGAUAAUGUUGACCAGCAGCGGGGGAGCCAUUGGGUCACAGGACUGAUUCAAUCUUCAAGGGAAGCCAGACCUUUUCAAAUUCGCCUUGAUGAUAAGGCAAACCUAUUUUUGUUGAGCUUACUUACAUUUCGAGUGAAAGUGUUGGGUGAAGAGAUUCGAAGGUCGGUUCCACCAGAAGACGGAUGGAUAGGAUCCAUAGAUCCCGACAUGAUAAAAAAUUGA